AUUACGAACUCAAGCCAUUCCGUCCCAAUUCACUCCACUCCACUUGCCGAUUUCUCACGAUCUCCGCUUCCUAAGCAGUCGAAGAUAUCGUACGCCGCGCGCUUCACUCUCUGAUCGUCGAAGAGUUCGUACGCAGCGCGCUUCACUCCCUGAUCGGUUUUAAUUGCGCCAUGGCUUGUAAUGACAUUGUGGAUAUUCCUAAUGGAAGAAUCAAGACAAGUCCUGAUCCACGAAGGACUUACCAAGUUGUUGUGGCUGCAACUCAAGAUAUGGGUAUUGGGAAGGAUGGGAAACUACCUUGGAGCUUGCCUUCUGACGUCAAGUUUUUCAACGACAUUACAUUGAAAACAUUAGCUCCUGUGAAAAAGAAUGCAGUAAUUAUGGGUAGAAAAACCUGGGACGGUAUUCCGCUGGAGCAUCGGCCUCUACCUGGCCGCCUUAAUGUUGUUCUGAGUCGUUCUGGAAGCUUUGAUAUUGCAACUGCUGCGAAUGUUAUUAUUUGUGGAAGCGUAUCUUCUGCUUUGGAGUUAUUAGCAUCAUUUCCUUAUUGUCUGUCAAUUGAGAAAGUGUUCGUUAUUGGAGGUGGCCAGAUUUUAAGGGAGAUGCUAAACGCCCCUGAAUGUGAUGCCAUACACAUCACCGAAAUUGAGACAAACAUUGAGUGUGACACUUUCAUCCCGGCUAUUGAUGCUUCUGAAUUUCAGCCAUGGUACUCAUCCUUCCCCUUAGUGGACAUGGAGCAAAACAUUCGCUAUUCUUUCACUACUUAUGUUCGUGUGAAGAACUCUUCGGUUGCACCUGUUUAUGAAACUGGUGGUCGGUCUGUGAGUAGCCUGGUUUCCGGUAAUUUUGAGGUGAAUAAGUUCUCCUUACUGCCUAAGAUGGUGUUUGAGAAGCAUGAGGAGUACAUGUAUUUGAGACUAGUUGAUGAUAUCAUUUCAAAUGGCACCCUUAAACAUAAUGGAACAGGGAUUCGUAUGUCAUCAAAAUUUGGGUGCCAGAUGCGGUUCAAUCUUCGAAAAUCUUUCCCACUUCUUACAACUAAGAAAGUAUUUUGGCAUGCUGUAGUAGAGGAGCUACUUUGGUUCAUCAGUGGCUCAACAAGUGCCAAGGUCCUACAGGAAAAAGGCAUUCAGACAUGGGAUGACAAUGCUUUCGACUACCUCAAUAGUUUUGGCUUGGUUGAUAGAGAAGAAGGUGACCUGGGACCCGUUUAUGGUUUCCAGUGGAGACACUUUGGUGCCAGCUACACAAACAUGCAUGCGGACUACAAAGGCCAGGGGUUUGAUCAGUUGUUGGAUGUUAUUGACAAGAUUAAGAACAGACCAGAUGACUGUCGGAUUCUUCUCUCGGAUUGGAACCCGUCUGACCGCAAAUUAAUGGCACUUCCGCCUUGCCCCAUGUUUGUGCAGUUCUAUGUCGCCAAUGGGGAGUUAUCAUGUCAAAUAUUUCAGCCCUCAGCUGACAUGGGUCUUGGCGUGCCAUCUAGCAUUGCUUCUUAUUCUCUCUUGACAUGCUUGAUUGCUCAUGUUUGUGACCUUGUUCCCGGUGAUUUUGUACAUGUUCUUGGGGAUGCUCAUGUCUAUUGUGCUCAUGUCAGGCCUCUGCAGGAGCAGCUUAAAAUGCUCCCUAAACCUUUUCCAGUUUUGAAGAUCAAUCCUAAGAAGAAGGAUAUAGACUCCUUUGUUGUGUCUGAUUUCUCACUUGUCGGUUAUGACCUUGCCAUGAAAUAG
Messenger RNA from Diospyros lotus (date-plum), 1733 nucleotides. Its product is annotated as bifunctional dihydrofolate reductase-thymidylate synthase-like. The coding region runs from base 171 to 1733 and encodes 520 amino acids. Gene Ontology annotation, biological process: tetrahydrofolate biosynthetic process; dTMP biosynthetic process; one-carbon metabolic process. The transcript has 12 exons. The record is from RefSeq and is a predicted model, not a curated record. Gene Ontology annotation, molecular function: thymidylate synthase activity; dihydrofolate reductase activity. Gene Ontology annotation, cellular component: mitochondrion; cytosol. Lineage: Eukaryota; Viridiplantae; Streptophyta; Magnoliopsida; Ericales; Ebenaceae.